Neltuma alba is the source of this 981-nucleotide messenger RNA. RefSeq lists its product as uncharacterized. The transcript has 2 exons. The coding region runs from base 1 to 981 and encodes 326 amino acids. Gene Ontology annotation, molecular function: protein binding. The record is from RefSeq and is a predicted model, not a curated record. Lineage: Eukaryota; Viridiplantae; Streptophyta; Magnoliopsida; Fabales; Fabaceae.
AUGUAUAGCCGAGUUCCCCAGCCAAAUGCAGUCAAGACUCAACAAAAGUUCAAUUCAGGACAUAGUAGCUGGGGAGCGUCAUUCUUGCUUGUCAAUGACUUCGAUAAUACCGAAGGUUAUCUGGUGAACGACUCAUGCAUCGUAGAAGCUCGAGUAUCUGUCUCAGACGUUGCUUUUAAGAUUCCAGACAACUUUACCAAAAUCACUGACCAAACACAAGAGGAACAAGCAGAAACAGAGGAAUCCACAGAACUACAGCCUGAAGAUCAUCAAAGCAGUUAUUCCUCGGAUGGGACGCCACGUUUCAAAUCCUUUGAUGAAGGAUCAUGGAAUCAGUCAUGUAAAACAGAAUCAGGAAAACAAGACAUUCUAGGGGCACCAGGAGAGACAACAAGUCCUAAACCAGCGCAUUAUGAGCCAACUGCCCCACCUCUGUAUCCUUGUGUAGAUGAAUCACCUGUGGAAAUACCCUUAACCCCUCUUAAUGAUCUUAUAGAUUAUAGGAGUUUAAAGCCAGAAGAAGUCGGUUUUGUUCUGUUACUAGAGGAUGUUUGUUCAAGGUAUCCCUCACUGAUAGAGAGCCAAAAGAAGAGAAGUCCUAAGUUCAGACACUGGGCAUUCAUAGCUUUAGGCCAAGUUCUAUAUUUUCUGGAGACAACGAAGGCAAAAAAGGUGGAUGAAUCUGCUUGCAACUACCUUCAAGGUCUAUGGGAAGAAGUUCAGUUAUUUGGAUUUGACUUGACGUGGUUGGAGCCUCAUGUGCAGUAUGCGUUGGGAAUGAAAGAUUAUUUGGAAAGAGCGGACAAAGUGAGAAAACUGAAGAACGAGGUGAUUGCUUUAGAGAAUGAAAUGAAGAGGCUGAGAGCAAGUUUGGCUGUUACAGAAGUUGACCUCAAUAUAGAAAGAAGACACUUGAGAGAGGAAGAAAAAGGAUUUGAGGAGAAAGACAUGGAUGCUGUAUUAGGCUGUGGCAUAUUUUAA